AUGCAAACUAUUUUUAUUUUAAUCAAGCUUUUAAUAUUAUUUUCUGUUUCUUCAUGGCUAAUAUUAUUUUCAAUAACACCUUCCUUCACUGGGAGACAAAAACAACAAAAACAAGAAAAAACAUUUCAUGAAAAUAAUAAUAAUAACAACAGCAAUAUUACCACCAAUAAGGAUAUUUGUUCUAUAUCCAGUAGAUCAAAUGAUUGUGGAUAUUUUGGUAUAACAGAAUUUGAAUGCGUGUCUAGAAAUUGUUGCUGGAGGCCAACAAACGAAGAAAAUGCUAAUUGGUGUUUUUAUAAGGAUGCAAGUCAUUACACAUGUAGCCAACGGCAUUACAGAUCCUCAUCACCUUUAAAAUGUUUUAAUCGUAUACAAAGGUGUGAUGGAUAUAAAGUUAAAAAUUAUAAAAAAGACCUUCAACAUGGUCUUAAAUGGGAAAUUGAUUUGGAACUGAUUUCUGUUAAUUAUAAUAAUAAUAUCGGAUGUGGCAUUUUUGGAAAAGAUUCAAAGUAUUUAAAAGUGAUUGUAGAACAUCAGACAAAAGAUAGAUUACGUGUGAAAAUAUUUGAUCCAUAUGAUGCAAGAUUUGAAAUACCAGAUAAUAUUGUACCAAUUCCAGAUAUUGAAUUGAAUUCAGAACAAAAUCAAGAUAUCAACUACAAUUUCACAUUUACCAAAGAUCCAUUUACCUUUUCAAUUUAUCGUAUUAAUAAUAAUGGUGAUGCCGAGAAAAUAAUUGAUACAAAUGUCAAAAAUACGAAUACUCUUGUAUUCGAAGAUCAAUUUAUGGAAAUGUCAUUUGAAUUACCAGACGAUCCAUUUAUCUAUGGAUUAGGUGAAAUUGUUUAUGCUUUACGAAGAAAUCCAAAUGGAACUUUACAAACUAUUUGGACAAGAGAUGCUCCUACUCCAAUCGAUCAAAAUGUUUAUGGUGCUCAUCCAUUUUACUUAGAGAUGAGAGAUGGUAAAGCUCACGGAGUGGUCAUAGGUAGAAGUGAGCUUCCACCAUAUUGGAGUUUAGGAUAUCAUCAAUCUAGAUGGGGAUACAACAAUUUGUCGGUUUUAUCAGAUGUUGUUUCAAGAUUUCGUAAAGAAAAUAUCCCACUAGAAACAAUUUGGACCGAUCUUGACUAUAUGGAAGGUCGUUUGACAGUAUUUCCUGACUGGUUCAACAAUGAAACAGAAAUUUACUGGGGAGAUAUGAUUGAGAAAUGGUUGGAUGGUAUUAAUUUGGAUGGGCAAGUUAAAAAUUGA
Molecule: messenger RNA, 1254 nt
Organism: Entrophospora sp. SA101
Lineage: Eukaryota; Fungi; Glomeromycota; Glomeromycetes; Entrophosporales; Entrophosporaceae
Source: the annotation of a GenBank genome assembly